Cuscuta epithymum is the source of this 2224-nucleotide messenger RNA. Lineage: Eukaryota; Viridiplantae; Streptophyta; Magnoliopsida; Solanales; Convolvulaceae. The record is from the annotation of a GenBank genome assembly.
CUUAUAUAUGGCGUAUGUCAGGGUGUAACCAAGGGGUACACCAAACUUUUUGUAAUUCUUCCGAUAAGUACCGUCUCUAACAUUACCAGCGUCGAAAUACCUGCUUCCGAACUGUCGGAACCAACCCGGACCCGUAUCCGAUAGUCAACAAACCAACCUCCUGUCUUCUGCGGUUCUCCCCGGAGGUAGAAUGGUAGCUGUCGUUGAAGCUCGUCAGCUCAGCUUUCCCAAGCCUCCGCCGCUUUCUCUUUCUCUAUCUUCUCCCCACGUCACAUCUCUCCUCUUCGAGCCUACGUUUCUCUCUCUAGCCCUCUCUCACUCCGAUUCCUCUUUCUCCCUCUACCAUUCUUUCUCUCCCCUUUCCCUCCCUCCCCCCUUUUCAAUCCCACCUCCGAAAACCCUAGUCCCGCCGCCGGUCUCCUCCGCCACCUUCCUUAUCCUGCGCGACGCUAACCCGAACCCUAAUUCUCUAUUCAUCGCUUCCUCGCCUCUCUCCGGCGGGUCUGCUGUCCUGCUCCGGUUCUACAUCCUUAGUCCCGCUAGAAAAGCGUUCAUUAGAGCCAGAGUUAUAUGCAAUCACAGUGAUAUCCGAUCGGAAGAGGGAAAAUUCGGGGUCGUUUUUGGGGUCAGUCACGGUGUUUCGGUGAAAUUGGCUGGGUCAGUCAAUGUGUUUGCAAUGUACUCGAUUUCGAAUUCAAAGAUUUGGGUUUUUUCCGUGAAGCACCUGGGCAAUGAUGAAGUGAAAUUGAUGAAGUGUGCCGUCAUUGAUUGCUCCAUGCCAGUGUUUUCAAUGAGUCUUUCAUUCGGGUUCCUUAUCAUGGGGGAAGAAAAUGGUGUUAGGGUUCUACCUUUAAGGCCACUGAUUAAAGGUACAGCUAAAAAAGAUAAAGGCUUGAGUAAGAAGAAUACUAUCAAUGCAUUGGAACGAGAUAGUAAGAUGGGCAAUAAAAGAGUGAAUUUGCAAAAUGGGACGAGUAAUGUAGUGAAUGGAUUUGAUUCAAAGAUUUUAUUCACCAAUAGGGCCGAAAUUGCGGGCAGUGAAACAGAAUUGAAGUUGAACUCUAGUAGUCAUUUUGAAAAGAGAAGUGAUCAACAUUCCCAUUCUGCAAAGUUGAAGUGUGCUAAACUGAGACAAGAUUCCGGAGGUUGGGGUGUCAGUUAUUUUGCAUUCGAGCAGGUGGACAAUUUGGAAUCUGUGAAAGUGCCUAUAAAAUCGGUCAAGGCUAUAAGCAUUCAGGCCUUAUCUGCAAGCAAGUUUCUGAUAUUGGACUCUGUCGGAAAUCUGCGCAUCUUGUUCCUUGCCACUUAUGCCCCUGGUUAUAAGAUUCAUGGUCGCAUGAAACGGUUGAGUCUCACCUUGAGAGUGCAGAGGAUGGCUGUACUUCCUGAUAACUCAGCUAGUACACAAGCUGUUUGGUUGUCAGAUGGGCUCCACAGCAUACAUGUGAUGGUGUUAAAUGAUACAGAAAGUUCCGUUAGUGAAAUAGAAAACAAGGAGACUGAUGAGAUGCAAACUUCAGUUCCACAAGCCAUAUUUUCAAGCGAAAUAAUCCAAGAAAUUGCACCUGUGACUGCAAAUUCAGCCAUGCUACUUGGACAAGGCAGGAAGCAUAUUUGUAUAUGCAAUUUCCUAAUGGUGUUCAAUCUCUCUGUCAGUGAAUUUGAUGAUGUGUGCUUCACGGAAUGUGUUUUUGGGAUUGAGCUCUAAGCACAUUUGGUUUAAUGUCCACAGGAGUUUUGCAAAAGCGGUCUCAAUAUGGUUGCUGAAGGUCUACAUUCUCAGAGCAAUCCAUGGAAGAAUGCUGCUGCACAUCUUGUGUGCUCACCUGCGUGGUAAAAAAACGGGUGGUAAAUCAUGUGACCAAUGCAGCAGUUGGUUUUACCCAUUGGACUUGGUUCUUCAGGUUUCCGGGUCAGAUAUGAAAGCGGCCAUCCUCUGACCAUAUGUCUGUUGGAUAUUGUUGUUCUUCUAAGCUGACAUUUGUUCUGAAAAAAACUGGGAAGGAUGACACUGCUAUCUCUAAGUUUAGACAAUCCCCCCAUCCCACGGUUGACCAGAAGAAGUAAAUUUGGAUCUGUGCAUCCGACAAUAAAUUAUUCUGUUUUCUUUGGUACGUAGUACUACGUAUAUUGUAUGGCUAUUUGUAAUGGAAAUAAUAAAAAUGUUAAAAAUAGGUAUUUUAGGAAGAGUGAAUGGAAAAGUUGGGGUGGGAUCCAAUCCCCC